AUGGCUUACUCCCAACCCGACAGCAGCUUCUUCGUCGAGACCGAUGGUCCUCACUACUCAAGGAUGAACCCUCGCGAAGCUGCCAAGAUCAUCGCCCGCAACCGCCAAGAUAUUAUCGCCGGCGAGCUCUCUCGGUUAGCAGGCGACGAGUAUCUCGAGGACAUCAUGCAGCACAUGAGGCACAUGGAGGACGAAACUCUUCCCGACGCCAGCCUCAUUGACAUGCAGCGCGAAAUUCAAUGGUUCAUGAGGCCCUACCUCAUCGACUUCCUCAUCGAGGCCCACGCUGCCUUCGCCCUCCUGCCCGAGACCCUCUUCCUCACAGUCAACCUCCUGGACCGAUACUGCUCAAAGCGAGUCGUGUACAAGCAACACUACCAGUUGGUGGGCUGUGCUGCCCUCCUGAUCGCCGCCAAGUAUGGUGACAAAAAGGACCGCGUCCCCCAGAUCCACGAGCUCAACAACAUGUGCUGCGGCCUGUACGAUGCCGGCAUGUUCACCCAGAUGGAGAUGCACGUCCUCAACACUCUCGAGUGGUCUAUCGGCCACCCCACUGUUGACUUCUUUUCUCAGCUCAUGGUUGCGGAGGAGGGUGACGACCGGGAAGUUGAGCACAUGGCCGCCUACCUCUGCGAGAUUGCUCUCUACCACCGGGACUUCGUCUCAACUAAGCCCUCGAUGAUGGCUCGAUCCUCUCUCGCCCUUGCCCGCGCUAUCCUCGGCCGUCCCGAAGUCAACGAUGGAGAGUGGGAUCACACCGAGAACCUCACCCUGUUGACCCUCUCCCAUCACCUCCACCAGCCUUCGCCCACACUCGGACGCAAGUACUCGACACCCAACCUAUCCCGAGUCUCUCAGAAGCUGGCCGAGUUUAUGGCUGAGCAGGCUGCCAUCGCCCGUCGAACUGCCAACCCUCCCUCGCCCCCCGUUGAGUCUGCUGUCAAGCACUCAAACAUCUACAGCACUCCUCAAAAGGGACACGGCGCCACUCUGGGAUUUGAUGGCUAUCUGACCCCUCCCAUCACCCCUGACGGACACGGCGUCGUGGGCCAACAUAUUGCGAAGGAUUCAUACGGCCUACCUCCUCGAUGUCCUGUCACACCCACACCUCAACAACACCACGGUUCAUUGUACAGUCACCAAUAUCCCGGUUUCGUCGGUCAACAUGGAGCCAACCAACAAUAG
Molecule: messenger RNA, 1185 nt
Organism: Ilyonectria robusta
Lineage: Eukaryota; Fungi; Ascomycota; Sordariomycetes; Hypocreales; Nectriaceae
Product: cyclin-like protein
Exons: 2
Coding region: 1-1185 (394 amino acids)
Biological process (GO): mitotic cell cycle phase transition; regulation of cyclin-dependent protein serine/threonine kinase activity
Cellular component (GO): cytoplasm; nucleus; cyclin-dependent protein kinase holoenzyme complex
Molecular function (GO): cyclin-dependent protein serine/threonine kinase regulator activity
Source: RefSeq, a predicted model, not a curated record